This is a messenger RNA of Radiomyces spectabilis, 1272 nucleotides long. RefSeq lists its product as uncharacterized. Bases 67 to 1272 code for a protein of 401 amino acids. Gene Ontology annotation, molecular function: phosphatidylinositol kinase activity. The transcript is spliced from 10 exons. Lineage: Eukaryota; Fungi; Mucoromycota; Mucoromycetes; Mucorales; Radiomycetaceae. Gene Ontology annotation, biological process: phosphatidylinositol metabolic process. The record is from RefSeq and is a predicted model, not a curated record.
GACGAUGGCACGGACAGAGUGGUGAUUGGAACAAGAGUAGCAGAAGGGCACCGCAACUAUCAACUCAUGUACAAUAUGCUCACGGGUAUUCGCAUUGCGGUUGGUCGAGUGUCGGCCAAGAUGAAGCGAGAUUUGGUCAAGGAAGAUUUCAAGGCCGCUCAUAAACUUGUUUUUGAUGUCACAGGAAACGAAUUGACACCAGGCGUCAGAUAUGAUUUCAAGUUCAAGGAUUAUGCUCCCUGGGUGUUUCGCAAUCUGCGUGAAAAGUUUCAUAUUGAUGCAGCAGAUUACAUGAUGUCCUUGACCAAUAAAUACAUCCUUUCUGAGCUUGGGUCACCGGGAAAAAGUGGAAGUUUCUUCUACUACUCGCGCGAUUACCGUUUUAUUAUCAAGACCAUCCGUCAUUCUGAACAUAUAUUCAUGCGCAAGAUCCUCAAACAUUAUUACGAGCAUGUAUGCAAGAAUCCGAAUACGUUACUGUGCCGAUUUUAUGGAUUGCAUCGCAUCAAAUUACCGCACGGUCGCAAAAUUCACUUUGUUGUCAUGGGGAACGUGUUUCCUGCGAACAAGGAUGUUCACGAAACAUACGAUCUCAAAGGAUCUACUUUUGGAAGGUUAACGUCUGACGAGGAAAUUGAAAGGAAUCCGCGCGCUGUGAUGAAAGACCUAAAUUGGGAACGGAACCACUGCCGAUUGCAGCUUGGACCUAGAAAGCGGUCCCUUUUUCUUGAUCAAUUGGACAAAGAUGUCGCGCUUUUGAAGACCUUGAAUAUCAUGGACUACAGUUUAUUGAUUGGCAUGCAUGAUAUGAAACGAGGUAAUACGGAAUGCAUUCGCGAUAAUUUGCAAAUAGUCAAGACAAACCAUUCCAAUGAUCCUCCAUCGUCCUCGCGGAAUAAGAGGCAGGAGCAAGCGCACAUAGUACGUAAAGCUAUCAAGAACGUUAAUCCCGUACAACUGGAUACUUCGGAGCUUCCCGAAAGCCCGUCUGAAGAGAGACGACGGUGCAUAUUUUAUGCUGAUGACGGAGGCUAUCAAUCGAGCAAUGAUCGUGACGAACCGACCGAUAUAAUUUACUUUAUGGGUAUCAUUGACAUUUUGACACCGUACAAUUUUAUCAAAAAAACAGAACAUUUUUGGAAGAGCUGGACGCAGGACAAGUAUACAAUCUCUUCGAUACCGCCCAACAAUUAUGGUGACCGAUUCAUGGAAUUCAUGAGGAAAGCUGCUGGCGAACUUUCUCCCAGUGAAGAUCGGCCGGUUGCGCGUUGA